Molecule: messenger RNA, 2701 nt
Organism: Engraulis encrasicolus (European anchovy)
Lineage: Eukaryota; Metazoa; Chordata; Actinopteri; Clupeiformes; Engraulidae
Gene: col10a1b
Product: collagen, type X, alpha 1b
Exons: 3
Coding region: 136-2112 (658 amino acids)
Molecular function (GO): protein binding
Source: RefSeq, a predicted model, not a curated record
UGCCUUAAAAAACAGUUAGCAGCUCCACAGACAAGACUCGACACCUGAGGAUUUAUUGCACAGCCCGGGACAGCAGCCCCGAGUCCUACCCCUUUGAGUAUUGGAGCCAAAACCUUCUGGGUUUAACUCCAGAGGAUGGACCUCCGACUCAUUUGCGUUCUACUUCUGGUGGUGGCCUUGGCCGGAGCCACCCCAAAUUACCACCACUACCCCAAGAAGCACGCUCCACCUCCUAAGACUAUCACUGUUCCAGGUGAGCCCGGAGCCCCAGGUAUCCCAGGAUCACCUGGACCCCAAGGUCCCCCUGGCGCCCCCGGAGCCCCUGGCAAGAGUGGAGUAGGACACCCUGGACCAAAAGGCCCACCUGGAGCCCCUGGAGCACCUGGCUACUCUGCAGCUGGCAAACCCGGUACCCCAGGCGCCCCUGGUAAACCCGGUGCCAAUGGUAUUCCUGGGCCAAAGGGACACAUGGGUCCCUCUGGUGCUAUGGGCCCAAGAGGGGCACCAGGUUCCCCAGGAAGCCCCGGACCCGUCGGAAUGUCUGCUAUGGGAAAACCUGGACCCGUUGGCGCUCCUGGCCCAAUGGGCCCAAGUGGUGGAAUGGGACCUACUGGUGCACCUGGCGCUCACGGAAUGCCUGGUGCCAAAGGUGAGAGAGGCCAUGGCAUUCCUGGUUCCCCAGGUGGCGUAGGUCCAAUGGGACCAAUGGGUCCAGUUGGUGCCCCAGGAAAAUCUGGAGUUGGAGCACCCGGCGCGACUGGAUAUCCCGGCGAACCUGGAAAGCCAGGUGGUCCAGGAAGAGAUGGCAUCCCAGGAACCCCUGGCGCACCUGGCCUGAAAGGUCAUACUGGCCCUCCCGGCAUUGGCGCUCCAGGAAAAGCUGGAAUCAACGGUAGCCCCGGUAUGCCUGGCCCAAUGGGAAGCGUUGGUCGACAGGGCCCAGCCGGACAGCCUGGAUCUCCAGGACUGCCCGGAGUCGGCAAGCAAGGACCUAUGGGAAUUCCAGGAGAGAGGGGUGUCUCGGGUUCACCAGGUACAACAGGACAGAAAGGUGAGCCAGGCCCAACAGGAUUCACAGGUUCUCCAGGGGCCAUUGGUCCCAUGGGCCCAGCUGGUCCUCAGGGAGCAAGGGGAUUCCAGGGUGGGGAAGGCGCUCAGGGUGCUAAAGGUGACAUGGGACCCAUGGGAGUCCAGGGACCCAAGGGUCACAAAGGAGAUGCCGGCCAUCAGGGUUUGACAGGAAAGCCAGGCGUCCCAGGUACGGUUGGACCACCUGGCCCAACAGGCUACAUGGGACAUCAGGGUCAGAAGGGUGAGCAAGGAUUUACUGGUGCACCUGGUAUCCCAGGCACAAAGGGCCCAGCUGGCGUUAAGGGGCACCCAGGUCCAGCUGGACCUAGAGGAGAGAGGGGAGAGGGUGGUUUCCCUGGAGGAAGAGGACCAGCCGGGCCACAGGGCCCAGGUGGUGUCCCAGGUCUCAAAGGUCACCCAGGCCUCCCAGGUCCUCCUGGCCCAGCAGGCAUGGUGGCUAAGGGAAUGCACGGACCACAGGGUCCCCCAGGACCUCCUGGUACCAGAGGUCACGAUGGCGCCCCAGGACCAGCUGGACCCCCAGGACCCCCUGGUGCUCCCGGUGAGAUGUACUACCAUCACGAGAAGAGCGUGCCAAUGAAGCACUACGACGUACACCCCGUGGCUCACGAGUUGAUGAAGGCCCCGAUGUCCGCCUUUUCCGCCGUCCUGACCAAGGCCUACCCACCAGCAGGUUCCCCCAUUGCCUUUGAGACCGUCUUGUACAAUGGAGAGAACCAUUAUGAUCCUAGCUCUGGAGUCUUCACCGCCCAAGUGCCUGGACUCUACUACUUCUCCUACCACUUGCAUGUCAAUGGCGCAAACGUCUUGGCUGCACUUUACAAAAAUGGUCAGCCAGUCAUGUUCACUUACGAUGAGUACAACAAGGGCUUCCUGGAUCAAAUGUCUGGCAGCACUGUCCUUGAGUUGCAAGCUCACGACACAGUCUUCAUUCAGGUUCCUGAUGAGGAGUCCAAUGGUGUCUUUGCUGCCGAUAAUGUUCACUGCUCAUUCUCUGGUUUCUUGAUUGCCUCAACGUGAUAACAGACACUUAACAAAAUUUCAAAAAUCAACAUCAAAUCAAGAAGCAGUUUCUAAGAAAAAAUAAUGCAUUCACCAUCACUAAGUGCAGGUUGUUUUGUUUAAUAAUGAGUAUUUUUUUAAAGGGUGCGCUUUAGAGCCCAUUGAAACCCCCUAAUAUUUUUAUUGUGAUAUGGUUCACUGAAAAGAGAGAGAAUCUAAUAAUUCUGUAAGGACCGUUCAAAAGAGUAACCUUGUUUGUUUGGUACACUAUAAAGAAAAUGUUUCGAUUUUCUAUCUACACAUGGUGCUUCAAUCUUGUUUAUUUUUGUUUUCUGCCUUUAGUGUGACACACACACACACACACCAAUCUUGACAUGUACAUGUACAAUAGCAAAGAUCACCUCUGAGUAGCAAAACUUUUUGUAAAAUUGUAACUAAAUGCCUCACAUGACACAUCAUAAAGAAAAUAAUAAGUAGAGAUGAACAAGUCUGUCAUGAAAGAUUUGUUUUGUAUCUGAAAAGAUUACAUUUCAUUACAUAAAAUGUGAUGAAAAUGGAAUUGUGUACAUCUGACUGAAAUAAAAUGUUUUAGUUCCCAAACUGAUAA